This is a messenger RNA of Chrysoperla carnea, 783 nucleotides long. Its product is annotated as piggyBac transposable element-derived protein 3-like. The transcript is spliced from 2 exons. The coding region runs from base 82 to 783 and encodes 233 amino acids. Gene Ontology annotation, molecular function: sequence-specific DNA binding. The record is from RefSeq and is a predicted model, not a curated record. NCBI's taxonomy places the organism in Eukaryota, Metazoa, Arthropoda, Insecta, Neuroptera, Chrysopidae.
UUACUUUAAUAGUGUUUGACAGUGAUUGUGGUUAUUCAUUAAAUUUUUAUAAGCCAUCGAGUUUUGUGAAUUUCAACCAAUAUGAGUUCCCGGAAAGGGUUGAAUGUUCAUGAAAUUAUAUCGAUCUUGGAAGACGAUAGUCUUACAAUUUCUGCUGACAUUUUUAUCACGCCACCUGGAAAUGAUGAUUUGAGUGAUGAAGAUAGUGGAAGCGAGGAUGUAGUGGAGAUUAGUAAUCUAUCGCGUCGCCAGUUGUUGGCUGAAGCUGAGGUUCGACGUACGGUUCCAUCAUCAGAAGGAGUUCUAGAAACGGUAGAAGAUAUUGAUGAUAUAAAUCAGAAAGGAGAAGAGGAACAGCCAUCCACAUCCCAAGCCGUUGAACAUCCUGCAAAGAAAGCUAGGACUAUAUUCAAGAGGAAGUGGAAGCAGAUGGAUAUAACAGCAAAACCUGAGAAGGAACACUCUACAUCUGAGUUUGUUUUAAAUAAAGACAAUCCAUUAGAAUUUUUUGAGAUGUUUUUUGAUGACGAAGUAUUAGAACUACUGCGUUCUAGUACAGAAAAAAAUGCAAUUGUCAAAGGACAUGUAAACUUCAGGCUCACCAUCGAAGAAGUGAAGAAUUUUAUAAGAAUUUUACUGUUGUCUGGUUAUAAUAGUGCAUCACGUUACAGAUUAUACUGGGAUCAGAAUAUUGAUACUCAUCACCCUGGAGUUACUUCGUGCGUGACCCGUAAUCGUUUUGAAGAGCUUCUUCGUUUUUUUCAUGCAUGUGUGUGCAAAUAA